Andrographis paniculata is the source of this 870-nucleotide messenger RNA. RefSeq names its product glutathione S-transferase F9-like. Gene Ontology annotation, cellular component: cytoplasm. The transcript has 3 exons. Bases 80 to 745 code for a protein of 221 amino acids. Lineage: Eukaryota; Viridiplantae; Streptophyta; Magnoliopsida; Lamiales; Acanthaceae. Gene Ontology annotation, molecular function: glutathione binding; glutathione transferase activity. The record is from RefSeq and is a predicted model, not a curated record.
AGAUUAGAUCAGAUGAGAUCAUAAGAAGAAGAAGAAGAGAGAGAAAAAAGAACGAAGAAAGAAAUAUAUAUAUAUAUCGAUGGCGGUGGUGACGGUGUACGGCCCAACCUACGGUAAUCCGAAGAGAGUGAUCGCUUGUCUUGAGGAGAUCGGGAUUCAAUACGACGUCGUCCAUGUCGAUCUUUUCAAAGGAGAGCACAAAUCACCUCAAUUUCUCAAAUUGCAGCCAUUUGCUAUGCUUCCGGUUAUUAAAGAAGGGGAUUAUACGCUAUACGAAUCCCGGGCAAUCAUAAGAUACCUAGUGGAGAAAUUCAAAUCUCAAGAACAUCAACUCAUGGGAACGACAAUAGAGGAGAGAGGACUCGUCGAACAAUGGAUAGAAGUCGAAGCCCAUCAUUUCGAUCCACCCGUCUUCGACUUGGUAAUGCAAGUUGUGUUGGGUCCGAAAAUGGGCAUAACGCCUGAUCCGGCGCGCAUUAAAGAAAAUGAGGAGAAACUCAGCCGUGUGCUCGACAUUUACGAGGAGAGGUUGUCCACGAGCAAAUAUUUGGCCGGCGAAACAUUCAGCUUAGCCGAUCUUAGCCACUUGCCUUUUGGACAUUAUUUGACGAACCACAUGCCCGGGAAGGAGUAUUUGGUUAGGGACCGGAAGCACGUGAGCGCUUGGUGGGAUGAUAUAAGCGCUAGGCCGUCGUGGAAGAAGAUUAUAGAGUUGUAUCCGUAUCCGGUUUCAAAGCAGAAUUGAUCGUUGUCGUGGUCGUGGACGUGGCCUUAGUGAUGUUCUUGUUUGGAAGCUCUUUACUAAAAAUAAAGUCGAAAUAAUGGUAUCUUGAAACAAUCUAGAGGUUAUAAAAGUGUGGUUUGAGUGUA